Molecule: messenger RNA, 1101 nt
Organism: Protomyces lactucae-debilis
Lineage: Eukaryota; Fungi; Ascomycota; Taphrinomycetes; Taphrinales; Protomycetaceae
Exons: 1
Coding region: 1-1101 (366 amino acids)
Source: RefSeq, a predicted model, not a curated record
AUGAUUGGCUUUCGACGGGAUAUAUUGGCAAAGAAUACGGGUACUUGCCAGAAGCUGUACCCUGAGAUGCUCCAAGGAUGCGAAGACGGUAAUUUGAUUGUCGAUGGAGAAGACCGAUACCUUUUCUUGGCCUGUGCAGCCAAUCUACACGAUCGGCACGAGUGGUUCCCGGCCAUGGGACACGCUGACCACCCGGAAAAGUCUAUCAAGGACAAGUUCUUCGCUUGGAACCUCAACACGGACAAGAUCCAGGAGCUAUCGACGCCAAAUUUCAAAGGCGACUACGUCAGCCAUGGCAUUGACGUUGUGUCUACGAAUCCCAAGGAGGUUGCGUUCUAUGCAGUCAACCAUCUCGGCUCUGGCUCUGUGAUUGAGAAGUUUACGCUCAAACUGGGUUCAAAGACUAUGGAGCACAUAAAAACCUUCGAUGACCAGGAGUUCGUCAAUACGCCUAACGAUGUCUAUGUCGCCGAUGUGGCCGAUGAUCUAUUCUAUGUUACCAACGACCACCGAUUCAAGACAGGACUGAUGCGCGAAAUUGAGACCAUGGCUCAACUACCAACGACGCACAUUGCCGUCCACUCAAAUAAAGCUGGCGGCUAUCGUAUUGUCGCAAAAGGUCUCGCGUGCCUAAACGGUAUUGCUGGAGACCGCAAGGGGCGUCUCUUUGCCAACCAAGUCAAUGCAAACGUCAUUGUGUUUGACUAUGAGACGAGCGGAAACCUGACGGGCGUCCAAAUCAUCAAGGUUCCUCAUGUAGUCGACAACCCAACCUACAGCGAGGAGACUGGCGAGUUGUUACUCUCUGGUUUCCCGAAAGCUUUAGUGCUCGCUGAUUUUGCCAAAGACACAACAGGAGAGAAGCGAGCACCCACAUCCAGUUCCCGUAUCAAGCUGAGUGAUAUUGUCAAAGCUGAUGCUCAGACCAAGUCUCCCGUCAAGCAGCCAUUUGUGGAUGAGUGGUUCGUUGAUCCUGGGUUGGGCUUGAUCGACAUGGGUACCACGGUUGUGGUGGAUGCCAAACAUGAUAACUGGUACAUGAUGGGUGUAUUCACGAAGGGUGUCACGCGCUGCACGGGAUACUCGAAGACCCAGGCAUGA